ACAGUGCGCCGAUGCUUGUUUGGCCAGACAGUGACCACUGCGGUCAACUGCGCUCGCCUCGUCGUCACCGGUUGCGCGGCUUUUCCGGCUUUGCCUACGCUACCACUUGCAUCGCGAUCACCUUUGUCUUUGGCUACUGGACCCAGUCGUACCUCGAGGCUGACGCCUUUUGGCCCGGUUGGCAGUCGAUGCACACUGCACUACCGCUUUCGGGCAUAGUACGAGGGCGACUGCUACUAGACCCCAGUUGGCCGUCGUUGGACCUCACGGCACUCGCGUUGGCGCCAAGCGACGCGAUGGGCACGCCGCCCGCGUACCCCCGGCGCCUCAUGUACCAAGACUUGACGUCGCUGCACGCCGCCGUCGUCGGGCUCCGGGCGCUUCACACAUCGCACCUCUCGACCAUGGUGUCGGCGUACUGCUGGGCAGAUCUCGACCGGCGCUGGGCGCUUGGCCACACGGCCGCACGCCAAAUGCGCUGCGAGAGCCAUUAUGCCUCGAACGCUGCCGUCUACUUGGAAGCGAUACUGCGCAACGUCGAUGUGGCGACAUGGAAUGACGUGGCACGCUUCCAGGGCAUGAUCGGCGACCCUAUCGCCUCGUCGUCAGCCGACGGACUCGCCUGGGUCGCAUCCCUCGACGACGUUCCGCGGCGCUCGAUCGACGACGAAGUCGGCGUGUGGCAACAGCAUGGCUGCACGUCGUUCACAUUGCAGUGGGCCAAUCGACUGCAAAUCGGGCUUCACGACACCGUGCUCUUGCGCAGCGCGCUCGGAAUCGACCAGCCGCUCGUGUUGCAUGCGCUACCAUCGACAGCGCUUGGCAUGGCGUGGGUCUCGUCGUACUUGACGUCGUGCCUCGACAACGCCUUUAGUGCAGCGUACAACCGCAGUCUCGUGCGCAACACGUCCAACUUUUUCGGCCACAAGGAGCCGUCGUUGAUUGAAGAGUUCAACGUUGGAACGCCGUUGUCACCCAUUUUCCAAGUUGUCCACAAUGUCAUUGGACCGCUGGGGGCGAUUGAUCUCUACUGGGUUCCCGUGCCGCCGCCGUUAAUCGCAGCGAUCGAGCUCUUCCGAUUGCUCGUACGAACGUCGCCCGUCGCCGCGUCACUAACACUGCAUCCGACUCCCCGACGCUGGGCGUCUCCCGCGCUGCGCUUUGUGAGCGGCAACCCCAUGUGCAUUCAAGGGACACCCGUGCCGUUAGUUAUCGAGUCGUUCGGAUUCGACGACGGUUGUGCGGGCGCGGCACCGCUCACGGUUGUCAUUCACGGCCUGAGCGGUCUCUUUGGGCUGUGGCUGCUCCAGGAUGCCGAGACCAUCGACGAGAUCUGCGCGCUUGUUCCAACAGACACCGCGUGCAAGACGUAUCUUGCAGCGCUAAUGCCAGUGCUUUCGUCGCUGCCGCCACCACCGCCGCUGACUGCGACGCUCGCGGCCGUCAACCUGACGCUACUUCAGUUUAUCGACACGGCAAGUGUAAAUACGACCAGCGCGGAGCUACAGCUGGAGGCGCAGACAUUGCUCGAGCCAUCGUGGGCGUUCUUUGGGUGGACUAUGAUAUACGACUGGGCGCAUCUGUCGCGCGAAGCCGUCUCGUUCCAAGGCGACGUGCGCACGAUAAACGCGUUGUCGGCGGCAUAUGCCCCAGUUAUCGCCCUUGAGGCGACAACGACGCUACCCACGUGGGUGCGUUUCCUUCGUAUCGCCAACGUGCUCUUCAGCCUCGGUCUCGCGCUCGUCGGUGGCGUGGCCUUGGCGUUUCUUUGCUGUCAACCGCACGCGGCGCGAUGGCACCUCUUUCCGCGCAUUGCGACCGGCGUCUGGUUCAAUAGAGGUCUCUUGAGUCUCCGGAGCCUCACGGCCGUCGUGUGUCUCUCGACCGCACCCAUCUUUCCAGUCGCCGAUGCACCAACCCAGUCAACGCGGCUCGUAUUUGAGCCCCGGAAUCUCGCCACGUCCUGCGUUUUGGCCAUCGAGGCGACGUGGGUGCUCUACAGCGUACACGACGUUAUGCACCCUGUCUGCGGCCGCCACACCAACACUCGUGCCGCGAUAGCCUGUGCGAUUGCAUUUUUGGCAGUUGCGUGCCUCGAUGUGAUCUCGCCCGUCCAAGUGGCCGCGUCGCUAAACCGGGUGUGCUCAUCUGUGGACAUGGACACGAUGCUCUACUGCACCAGCGGCGUCAUCACCAUCGGACACAUGUCGCGCUGCCUUGUACUCGGCCUCAUAUUGGUGCUCUCGGUGUGUCUCGCGCAUCUCGUGCCGCUACCAACGACGAUCAAACCGAGUCAUACACCCAGCUUGGCGCUGCCGCUGGCGCUCGUGUCCGACGUGCAAGAUCAUAGCGACCGCAAAGUCGUGUCGCUGGACCGCGCGACGGCCGCGAUGAGCGGCAUCUUUCAGCUGCGCCGCCGCACAAUCUUUGAUUCCAAGCUCUGGCGACCGAUCCCGUCGCCGGCGCUCGAUACGUUCGUGUCGCUGCCCGACUGCGGCACCGCGCCGCUGCGAGGACCGACGUUGCAGCCAAAAAUGUCCCGCUGCGCGCGCUUCGAGCAAGUGAGCGUUGCACUCGGUGGCCUUGGCUUCUUGGUUACGUCGCUCCUAAGUAACGUGCUGUACGCUCAGAAAGCCUCCUCGUACUUGGCCAACGACUAUGGCUGGGCUGGGUUCAACACGACGGGCGCCCGGGUGUUUGUGGCCAACGUGGUCAACGAAGCUCUGCUCUCGAUGCGCGCGUGCAGCGACUUUGCGCUCGACUCACCAAGCAUCGGCACGAUCAAUCAACGCUACAAUGGCUCGGCGACCGACAUCACGUGGGCCGCGUCCAUGGCCCGACGCCAGUUGUACCAACCCGAGACGUCGCUCGUCGACAUCAUUUCGGGGCUUCGCGCCAUGAGUCCGUGCAACUUACCGGCAAUGUUUACGCAGUACUGCUACCUCGACUUUGGCCAGACGUGGGAGAUGGCGUCAACGACCAAGCGGCAAGCACGCUGUGUUCUGCAGCGUUCGAAUGGCGCACUCUUUCUCGAAAGUGCCUUGCGCAACCUGAACGACUGGGGCGUCUGGGAGCGCUGUUGGGGCGACGCCUUUGCGAUUGGGAUUACGGCUCCGCUCACCACGACGUUGGACGGUCAAGCAUGGCUACAGCAGGUGCGAUCAGCUUACGCUUUUUCGGUCGACGACGAAGCCGCGUACUGGCAACGCCACGGCAUCGAAUCGUUUGUGCUGCAGUGGCAAAACUUCAAGACCCUUGGUAUGGUGGACACGAUGGUGGUAACGUCCGCGCUCGGGCUCUCAUCGUCUCUGUAUCUCAGUACGUCGCGCAGCAAGCUGCAUUGGCAGCAGCAGACCUCCGCCAAGAUGUACUGGUCGUUUGCGAGCGACCUCUGGGCAAUCACGUCCAAUACCACAGCGGUUCGUGGUCGUACCUUGCUGCGGCACAGCGCGGACUUUGCCUUUUCAAAUGUGACGAGCGAAUCACUCUUGCAGUCGAACAUGACGCUCCCAACGCCGCUGACGCAAGGCUUGGCAAUCGUUCGAGACGCCAUCAGUCCUUUCAACGCCGUCGACAUGAUCUAUGUACCAUGCCCAGCUGCCUUGCAGCGCGUGUACCGUGACGCCACGACGUCAUUGGCAUCCGUGCUCGUGACCAACGAGGCGGCCCAAGCUGCGUUUGUGCCCUUAUUGACCGCCGAGUUCACGGACAUGCUGCCGAUUCCAUCCAGUGCACUUGCGUCGACGUCAAGAACUGUCGGCGGCAACCUACUCUGUGGCGACGACUUCCCGCCGUACCUGCUCUCCUUGGGCUUUGGCUGUUUCUUUGGCCCGGACAACAUGUGCCACGCCUAUUUCAGCGAGUACAUUUCGCUCGACAUGACCCAUACCCUCGUGGCCCUUCUGGCGACGCAAGACCCAACGCUGGACGGAGACGCUAUUUGCUAUAACGACGCUCUCGCCCACCCCGAUUGCCCGACCCUCUAUACAUCGGCGUCGUUGUUUCUAGCUACGUUUGUGCCAAGCUUGGAUCCGCCCUCGGACGCCGCCUUGGACGCUGUUCAAGCACUGGACGUGGAGCUGGUGCAAUUCGUUGCCGUCGAUGAGAAUCGAUCCUUGCCGCUGCAAUUGUACCGCCACCCGCUCGUUCUACCCUCCGAUCGACCGUGGCGCUUUUAUACGUGGGUCUACCUCGUGCAGUGGGCCGCGGGCGCCCGCGACGUCGUGUCGUUUCAAGGCGACAACGGACGCAUCACGACACUCUCAACGCAGUCCCGGCCGCUGACGAUGUCGCCGGACGUGAACGACAUUCCCAACUCGGUCUCGCGCUUCUUCCUCCUCGCGGUACAGUACGUGACGAUGGUGCUCAUCAGCGUUGCGCUUAUCGCGACGCUCGUGGCGCUACGCCACUUCCCGAUCACGAACGGCCUCAACCUCAUGGAGCUCAACCGCGUCGUGGGCCACGUUUGGAUUGGGCGCUCGUGGCUGCUCGCCCGCAGCAUCUCGGCGCAGUGGCUCCUGCAUACGAGCACACUCCGCCUCGACCAAGUCGGCAUCGGUACGCGCUUUGUCUCGCCGCCGCUCGACUGGUUCACGACCAUGCUCGCCGGCGGCGAAAGCACAUGGUUUGUCUACAUCCUCAACGACCUCUUGAGCUGCGUGUCUCGGCAAUGGACCUUUGCGUAUGCGUUCAAGAGCGCGCUGGUCGCGUGGAGCGCCACGUCAUUGUGGGUCACGCUUGUGCCGGCCACGUACACGGCGACUGUACACCGGCAGUGUACAUUGGUCGAGAUGGACCUCGCGUUGACGUGUGUGAGUGCGCACGUGCAGAUUGGUGACGCCACGCGCGUCGGCGUCGGGUUUGCUCUCGGCCUUGCCGCCGUGCUCCUCUGCCUUGGCAUCGAGCGCUACCGCCUCCGCGAUUUACCGCCGCUGACUGUGACGUCGACGACGCUCCUCAACGCAACGAGUUUGCACAUGCUCAUGACGACGCCCGACGGCCUCCUGGAUCCUGCGUCCGGCAUUUUGGCCGGUCUCUUUACCGUUCGUGUCGGUGACACGCUGCACAUCUUUGACGUCAAGUGCUGGCGCCAUGUGGUGGUCACAGUCGACAGCCUGGCGCCGGCGCUCAUUCCGCUGCGUGACGUCUGAUCGUCACGUGUCGCGGUGACGUGGCAGUGCAAGCGACGUCCCUGCGUUGCUUCUUUGGCACGGUCCGAGGACCAGAUGCAUAAGCUGUGUAUUCCCAAGUAGUGUCGAGACAACGCUGCAUGCUUAAUCGAGGCAGCCUGUUAUCGACUUAGAAUCUGCAGA
This is a messenger RNA of Saprolegnia diclina VS20, 5312 nucleotides long. RefSeq lists its product as hypothetical. The record is from RefSeq and is a predicted model, not a curated record. The transcript has a single exon. NCBI's taxonomy places the organism in Eukaryota, Oomycota, Saprolegniomycetes, Saprolegniales, Saprolegniaceae. The coding region runs from base 12 to 5150 and encodes 1712 amino acids.